CAGCCGCUCUCUCAGAUUAUCAACCCACUAUUUUCACUUCUGAGCAGUGCUUCCAUAUCACGAAGAAUCCGUUUGAAAUGGCUGAUGCACGUAGAGGGAACAGAGGAGAUAGGACCAGGCGUAGUUGGUCCGGAAAGGAAGAAGAAAUCUUGGCUGCAACAAUGAAGGAGCUUGUGGCUCAAGGGUGGAAGUCUGAUAAUGGCUUUCGAUCCGGAUACCUCAACAAAAUUGAAGAAGCCCUAAAACGUGAGUUCCCAACCUCGGAUAUUAAGGUCAAUCCUCAUGUUCAGUCAAAGAUCUGUUCUUGGAAGAAGAAUUAUUCCUCCUUGGUUACUAUUAUGGGCCGAAGUGGUGUAGGCUUUAAUAGCAAUGGUGAUUUCAAAAUUGAUUGUGAAGACGAUCAAUGGGCGCAAAUAAUGAGGAUCGAUAGCAAUGCUCGUUUCAUGAGAAACAGGUCAUGGCCUUUCUGGGAGGAUUGGAAGAUAAUUUUUGGCAAGGAUAGAGCUACUGGGAGUAAUGCUGAGGACGUGAUUGAUGUUGUGAAUGCAUUGUAUUCACAACAGAAUUUGGAGAAUACCGACACAAUCCCUGGUGAAGAUUUCAGCCUCAACGGUUUGUCCACUGAAGAGGGAGUAAGUGAGAGCUUGGGGACUAAUGCAACAGCUGACAGUGGGGCUGCACGUGAGAGGGCUACUGACAGUGGGACUGCACGCGAGAGGGCUGCUCCUCCACCAAAGCGAUCAAAUAAAAGGCGGAAGGGAGAUGAUGGGCUGGAUAGAAUGUACACCCUUCUACAUAAAAUGCAUGAAGAUGCCAAUGCACGAUUGCAAUUGCUAUCAACCAGGAUCGGGUAUGAAGUUGAUCUUAGUCAAGCAAGGAAGGAUGUGUUCGAUCGUUUAGGUGAUAUUCCAGGACUUUCAAUGGAUGACAAGUUUGAUGUGUGCGAAAUGCUUGCGAAGGAACCGGAUCGAUUGGAUAUUUUUAUGGGGCUGCCGGAGAAUGCUAGGUAUGCAUAUGUUAUGCGAGUCUUGCUGGAGAAGCGAGAGAAGCGUGGAAAUUGAAGUUGCAACUGAAGAUGUUGAAAGGGAAAAAACGAGAUAGCUUUUUGAAUGGAUGAGGCGGUUCACUUUCUUUUUGGUGCUUAGCUUUUGGUGUUAGACUUGUUUUGCAUAAUACUUCUACUACUCCAUAUGCACUUACCUGCCCCUUUGAAAAUUUUGCUGAUAUUUGGAUAGUAAUUCGACUCCAUAUAUUGUCAAUU
Molecule: messenger RNA, 1261 nt
Organism: Salvia splendens (bonfire salvia)
Lineage: Eukaryota; Viridiplantae; Streptophyta; Magnoliopsida; Lamiales; Lamiaceae
Exons: 3
Coding region: 78-1061 (327 amino acids)
Source: RefSeq, a predicted model, not a curated record